GUCCCGCUCAAUAAUGGGAGCGGUCACAUGGUCUGAUCACAUGACCCUGACGUCACGCAGGUUCCUUCCGAGGACAGGAAGUAGCCGCUACCGGCAGCGAUGGGGCUGAUUUACUGUCUGCUGAGACUGUUACUGCUCCUCAGCGUCACUGGCCGAUGGGCAGAAUCAGCACUGACCUUGGAUGAAACCCACCCAGAAGUCCUUUCCACUCAGUGCUGGAUGGCAGAGGAGUUCAUAAUAUCUAAAGAGUGUUACAGUUGCACAGAGUUUGAAACGAGAAGAAUAACUGAAUGUAGAGACACUGGGUUCAUCCAGCAGAUCAACUGUGCUGUGUCCAAGCGAGCGGAAUAUAAGAGCUGCCGAUCUGUUGAGAUGGAGAAGCAGGUAUUCUGGAAGUUUGUGGGCUGCAUGAUGGGAGUCACGGUGCUCUUUUCCCUUCUUGUGACGUACAGACAGCGGACCCUGGACAUGCGGGCGCUGGAGAAAGUGCGAAAGCAAAUAGAAUCCAUUUAAUCCCCAAUCGGACAGACCCUGUAAUAUAAACAAAGUGGGAAGCUCAGAGUGGGACAUGAGGGAUAUGAUUGUGCCGUCGCCUGACGAUGUUAAUUUCCUCAGCUCUGUCCCCCCCUCGAUUAUAUGACUUUAUACAUUAUAUGCUGCUCAUAGACUAAACCUUUUCCUAUAGUGUUAACUACCAGCACUUCACCAACAGACGGGCGACUGAGUGCACAGCGCAUGGGGUGGUUUGGAAAAAAAGAUGUACAUUUCUGGCUCAUAUUUAUAACGUCCUCUCUCUGGUGACAAUGGAUCCCAGGCCGGAGCUCCUAUUUUAUUUUUUUUUAAUGUGGAAAUAAACAAGUUCAUUGUA
Messenger RNA from Xenopus laevis (African clawed frog), 868 nucleotides. RefSeq names its product jumping translocation breakpoint S homeolog (gene jtb.S). Gene Ontology annotation, cellular component: midbody; spindle; centrosome. Gene Ontology annotation, biological process: mitotic cytokinesis. Lineage: Eukaryota; Metazoa; Chordata; Amphibia; Anura; Pipidae. Bases 100 to 513 code for a protein of 137 amino acids. The record is from RefSeq and is a predicted model, not a curated record. The transcript has 5 exons.